Drosophila obscura is the source of this 6117-nucleotide messenger RNA. It is a transcript of the gene dlg1, whose product is annotated as disks large 1 tumor suppressor protein. The transcript has 18 exons. The record is from RefSeq and is a predicted model, not a curated record. Gene Ontology annotation, biological process: chemical synaptic transmission. Gene Ontology annotation, molecular function: kinase binding. Gene Ontology annotation, cellular component: neuromuscular junction; postsynaptic density membrane; neuron projection. The coding region runs from base 54 to 4688 and encodes 1544 amino acids. Lineage: Eukaryota; Metazoa; Arthropoda; Insecta; Diptera; Drosophilidae.
ACACAGUCCAGUGCGGUGGUUCGACCUGAAGAGUGGCUUGCUUGGCUUUCAGCAUGAAUUCGGACACGGACUCGGGCUCUGAGCGUGAGAAGAGCAGCGAUCCCAACGAGGGUUUGCUCAGCAGCGAUGACAAGACUUUUCACGACGACGAUGAUGAGGGGGAGGAUGAGGAGGAUGAUUCCUCGCCAGCCGAUGAUGAGGCAGAACCGGAGGAGGAAGAGUCCCUGCUGCCAGUGCAGAAGCAGAAGGAGGAGCAGGUGGAUAGACGCAUAGACACAGCCCCAGCCCCAGCCCCAGGCCCAGGCCCAGUGGUUGUCUUGCUGCAAACUGCUGAGGAAGCCAUAGAAAUGCCAGAACAAAUCGAUGUGAAAGUCGCUGAAGCCUCAACCAUAGCAUCAGCAUUGGUGUGCGAGGAGCAGCCUGGAGUUGUGCUGCAGAGUGCGGAACUGGAACCAGAACUGGAGCUGGUGGAACAGGAAGAGGAACAGACGCCCCUUAAGUGUCCUUCCUCGCUGCGAGACAGUGUACGCGAGUCGAUCGAAUGCUUCUACUCGGCCCAGGAUCUGCUCGAGUACGGCCACAUGCUCUCCUCGACGGCCGCCGAGCAACGGACACCGGACGUGGAGUCCGGCUAUUUUGAGAAAUCCGAGAGCGAUGCCUCGCGCGACGAGUGGGAGGCGUCACCCAGCGCAGGUGCCGCCCGCUCCCGCCUUCUGCUGUCCGCCUCGCCCUCCUCCACCAGUCGCAACAGCUCCGACAGCCUGCGCAUGGAGCUGAGUCGUUUCCGGGCCAUGAUCGAGACCCUGGAGCGAGAGAGCCUGGCAAAGUCGCAGUCCGAGCAGCAGUUGCAUCAGCAGCAGGCCGACGCCGCCGCCGCCGCCGCCGCCACACCAAAGAAGGCCAAGCCCAAGCCAAAGCAGCGCUCCUCUCAGCCGGCGGGACCGCCCGGCCUGGCAGCAGAGCAGCGGGGCUUCUGGUCAACGGUGUUUGGCGAGGCCGGACUGGAGCUGGGGCAAAGCCAGGAGGAAGACGAACGCAUUGCGGAUAUACAAAAAGCUCAUCGCGCUCUGGAACUGCUCGAGGACUACCAUGCCCGACUCUCCGAGCCGCAGGAUCGAGCGCUGCGUAUUGCAAUCGAACGCGUUAUUCGCAUAUUUAAGUCUCGCUUGUUUCAAGCGCUGUUAGAUAUACAAGAAUUCUAUGAAUUGACCUUAUUGGAUGACUCAAAGAGCAUACAGCAAAAGACAGCAGAGACCUUGCAGAUAGCCACCAAAUGGGAGAAGGAUGGUCAGGCCGUUAAGAUAGCCGAUUUUAUAAAGACAACAACAACAAAUUUAAAUCGCAAUUGCGUCUAUGAGUUUACCAACGAUGCAUCAUCCAAUCAGACAAAUCAAUCAGCACUCAAUCAAAAUCAAAUUGUGAAUAAUAUCAAUACAAAUGCCCAAGCGCAUGCCGAGGCACUCAGCAGAACAUUUAAAAAUGAAUUGGAAGAGAUUUUGAACCAGCGCAUGCGCAUUGAAUCGGACACGGAGAAUGGCAAGGAUUUGCCGGCCGAGAAUCAACAGCAGGUGCGCAGCUCUCGAUCUCCCCAGCAGCAGCAGCAACAGCAACAGCAGCAGCUACCGCAGUCACAGUCCACGACAUCGGCCAGGAGCGGGUCCCAGACCCUACACAGGGCGUCAUCGGCAAAGGUGAAUGGCGACGAUAGCUGGCUGUACGAGGAUAUACAAUUGGAGCGUGGCAACUCUGGUCUGGGCUUCUCCAUUGCCGGCGGCACAGACAAUCCGCACAUUGGCACGGACACAUCGAUAUACAUCACCAAGCUGAUAUCCGGCGGUGCAGCAGCCGCCGAUGGUCGCUUGAGCAUCAACGACAUCAUUGUCUCUGUGAACGAUGUCUCAGUGGUGGAUGUGCCACACGCCUCGGCCGUGGAGGCGCUCAAAAGGGCUGGCAAUGCGGUCAAAUUGCAUGUUAAACGAAAACGUGGAACAGCCACAGCCACAGCGGCCACAUCUCCAGCAGGAGCCGGAGCCGGAGCCACCGCUGGUGAUGUCCGUGACAGUGGUUCAGCGGGCGGGUCAAAGGUGAUUGAAAUCGAUCUGGUCAAGGGCGGCAAGGGUCUGGGCUUCUCCAUAGCCGGUGGCAUUGGUAAUCAGCAUAUACCGGGCGACAAUGGCAUCUAUGUGACGAAGCUAAUGGACGGCGGUGCGGCUCAAGUGGAUGGACGUCUCUCCAUAGGCGAUAAGCUAAUAGCAGUGCGCACCAAUGGGAGCGAAAAGAACCUGGAGAAUGUAACGCACGAACUGGCGGUGGCCACAUUGAAAUCCAUCACGGAUAAAGUGACGCUAAUUGUGGGAAAGACGCAGCAUUUGACCAGCAGUGCUUCGCAGUCUGGAGGAUCCACAACGGGAGUGGCAGCAGGAGCAGCAGCAGCAGCAGCAACAGCAACAGCGGGAGCUGCUGGUGCAGGAGGAUUACAGCAACAGCAACAGCAGCUAUCACAGUCACAAUCCCAGCUGGCGACGAGCCAAAGCCAAAGCCAAGUGAAGGAGCAGCAGCAACAAGUGAACUCUCAGUCGACAGGUGCGCUUACAAGUGUUGGACAAACGGUUGUUGAUUCACCAACAGCAGUAGCAGCAGCAGCAGCAGCAGCAUCACUACCAUCAGUCCCACCAGCAUCAGUAAAUGUCUCAGCAUCAGCCACAGCCACAGCAUCAGUCAUUGCAACCACCACAACAAGUACCACAAUCAACAACAGCAACAGCAACCACACCACAAGCAACACCACAAGCAACAACAGUAGCAAUUUAAGCAGCAGCUUAGGCAAUGCCAAUAGCCACAGUCACAGCUACAGUCACAACAAUACGAAUAAUAACAAUAAUAAUAAUAAUAAUAAUAAUACAAUCAACAGCAGCAGUGGCAGUGGCAGUGGUAGUGGCAGUGGCAAUGGCAGCCAGACAUCAGUUGCAGUUGCAGCAACAAAUGCUUCUGCUUCUGCAUCUGCAUCUGCCUGUGGCCCAGCCUCCUCCUUCUAUAAGAAUGCUAUGCCAAUGCUUGUUAAUAACGCUGAACAAUCCAACACAAUACGUUCCCAAUCACCACCGCCCCUGCCGCGCCAGCCCGGCUCGAGAUAUGCUUCCACGAAUGUACUGGCCGCUGUCCCACCUGGCACACCGCGCGCCGUCAGCACCGAGGAUAUAACCAGAGAACCGCGCACCAUCACCAUACAGAAGGGUCCACAGGGACUGGGCUUCAAUAUUGUUGGCGGCGAGGAUGGCCAAGGGAUCUAUGUGUCGUUUAUACUGGCCGGCGGGCCAGCGGAUCUGGGCUCUGAGCUGAAGCGUGGCGAUCAGCUGCUCAGCGUCAACAAUGCCAAUCUGACGCAUGCCACGCACGAGGAGGCCGCCCAGGCGCUUAAAACAUCUGGCGGCGUUGUCACCUUGGUGGCACAGUACCGACCCGAGGAGUAUAAUCGCUUUGAGGCUCGCAUUCAGGAGCUGAAACAGCAAGCCGCUCUCGGGGCUGGUGGCUCGGGCACUUUGCUGCGCACCACACAGAAGCGUUCGCUAUAUGUUCGGGCCCUGUUCGACUACGAUCCGAAUCGGGACGAUGGUUUGCCCUCGCGGGGAUUGCCCUUUAAGCAUGGCGACAUCCUGCACGUGACGAAUGCCUCCGACGAUGAGUGGUGGCAGGCGCGACGCGUUUUGGGCGACAAUGAGGACGAACAAAUCGGUAUUGUGCCAUCGAAGAGGCGCUGGGAGCGCAAAAUGCGGGCACGGGAUCGUAGCGUCAAGUUCCAGGGACAUGCGGCGGCCAAUAACAAUCUAGAUAAGCAAUCGACACUGGAUCGAAAGAAAAAGAAUUUCACAUUCUCGCGCAAAUUUCCGUUUAUGAAGAGUCGCGAUGAGAAGAAUGAAGAUGGCAGCGACCAAGAGCUCAAUGGAGUUGUGAGCAGCACCAGCGAGAUAGACAUAAACAGUGUCAACAACAAUCAGGCCAAUGAACCGCAACCUUUUAUGCUUUGCUACACACAAGACGAUGCCAAUGCUGAAGGAGCCUCCGAGGAGAAUGUACUGUCGUACGAGGCCGUGCAGCGUUUAUCCAUCAGCUAUACGCGUCCCGUCAUCAUACUGGGACCCCUGAAGGAUCGCAUCAACGAUGAUCUAAUAUCUGAAUAUCCCGAGAAGUUUGGAUCUUGUGUGCCACACACCACGCGACCCAAACGCGAAUACGAGGUGGAUGGACGUGACUAUCACUUUGUCUCCUCGCGCGAGCAAAUGGAGCGCGACAUACAGAACCAUCUGUUCAUCGAGGCGGGCCAGUACAAUGAUAAUCUGUAUGGCACCUCGGUGGCCAGUGUACGCGAGGUGGCAGAGAAGGGCAAACACUGUAUUCUGGAUGUAUCGGGUAAUGCCAUCAAGCGGCUGCAGGUGGCCCAACUCUAUCCGGUUGCCGUUUUCAUCAAACCCAAAUCGGUGGACUCUGUGAUGGAGAUGAACCGUCGCAUGACCGAGGAACAGGCCAAGAAGACUUAUGAGCGUGCGAUUAAAAUGGAGCAGGAGUUUGGCGAAUACUUUACGGGCGUUGUCCAAGGCGAUACCAUUGAGGAGAUAUAUAGCAAAGUGAAGUCAAUGAUUUGGUCUCAGUCGGGACCAACCAUUUGGGUACCUUCCAAGGAAUCUCUAUGACCAACAGCCACAACAACAUGGACACUGCCGCCUCGAGUACGUUGUCGACCAGUCUCGAGAACAACAAAUACAGCAACAACAAAUCAACCGCAACAGAAAACGCCGCACUGAUGAUUAUGCAUCACAAAAUAAUUAACAAAAACGAAUACAAACGACGACAACACAAAAAACAGGACACACACACACACACUCAAACGAACGACUUAUUACACUUGACGAUUGACUUAAGAACAACAACAAACAACAACAAAAACAACAAACAACAACAACAAAAUUGACGCAGCCGCAGCAGCCAACUUAAUGUAGCAAAAAUAAAACAAAAAAAAAAUGUCCAAAAUAUGUAUUUGGAUGGUUAGAUAGAUGUACGCCGCUUAGUGGAACGUACAUAUGUUUAAGUGGAGGAGGAACAUCAGAGCAAAGCAUUUGGCAUCGUGUAGCGAGCAGGAGAAAAGAACAGAGCAAAGCAAAGCAGACAGCACAGUGACGACAGGCCCCAUGGACGGAUUAUAGAUGAUGACGAUGUUCAACUGAAGCGGACAAAGGUGUAUAGUUUUUAGUUAGAACAAAGUUUGGAGAAAGGUUAAGGAGAAACAAAGCGAAAUAUAAUAUAUAUAUAUAUAUACACACACACAAACAAACAAACACUUAUAUAUUAAGAUCUGAUUAUGAUGGCAUAAAACAGAGAGCAGAUGGCAGAUGGAUAGCUGGAGAGCAUUAGCAGAAGGCAGAAGGUAGUAGAAGGCGGAUGGCAGAUGGCAGAUGGCAGGAUGCAGAAAUCGAUAAGCAAAUGCUUAGAAACGUUCGUUAAGCGCUAGAAUGUUGUUUGUUUUAUGUUGAUGUUUAUAUACGAGAGCCAAGAGUUAUAGCGAGUUAGUUAUGUUGAAGAAUAAUGUGUUUUUUGAUAUAUAUAAAUAUAUAUAUAUACAUAUACAUACAUGCAUGUGCAGCACAUAGUACAUAUGUACGGCACCCAUGAUAAUGAUGAUGAUGAUGAUGAUUAUGCAAUGAAUUGUAUAAUUGUAAUUUAAGUACGACAGUGUUUAAUAGCUGACGGUAGGGGGUUGAUUGACAAUGAUUCAAAGUAGCCUGUAGAAUUGUACAUCUGGAGUUACACAUCUGGAAUACACACGUACAUCUACACGGUUGCGCUUACAGUUACAGUUGAACGAUUUACGGUCGUACGAUUACUGUAGUCGGGUAACGGUACUGACGUUAACGGUCUACGAUUUACGAUUUACGAUUAACGAUUAACGAUUAUGAUACGGAUGAAUAUGAUUAUGGAUAAUGAUUAUUGAAUAUGAUGAAAGGAUGAAACACGUUGGUGCAUUUGUUGUUAGAUGUAUGUAAUUUUUCCCACUCGCCUUUGCCUACAAGCAACACAAAAAAAAAAACAAAACAAAACACUAUAUAAACGAAAACAAAAACAAAA